This is a messenger RNA of Musa acuminata subsp. malaccensis (wild Malaysian banana), 1810 nucleotides long. RefSeq lists its product as uncharacterized. The record is from RefSeq and is a predicted model, not a curated record. NCBI's taxonomy places the organism in Eukaryota, Viridiplantae, Streptophyta, Magnoliopsida, Zingiberales, Musaceae. Gene Ontology annotation, molecular function: GTPase activity; GTP binding.
GGGUCAAAAUAGAAAAGAUCGAUCUCAGCCCCCUCCCACCCCGUUCUCUCUCUCGUGCUCGUUGCUGCGCGCCACCGAGGCUUAGGGUUGGAGUUCUACGUGUUGGCUGUGGAUCUAUGGCGGCGGCGGACAACGGCGGCGGUAGCGGUGGCGGCUCGGGGUCCCUCGAGACCCGGCCAGGGGUUCUCCUCGUCGGUUCCCCAAACGUUGGGAAAAGAACCCUCUUUUCACGAUUGCUUUCAAUUGAGUUUCCAGACACAUCCGACUUGUCAACAGGGGUCUUUUGUCAAGGGUGGACGAUUGACACUAAAUAUUACACUGCUGAUCUCUCUAUAUGGACAGCUCAUCUUGAUGAAGAGUUCUCAUUUAGAUCAUUGCCUAUUUCUAAGCAGCUGGAUGCCUUAGUGAUGGUUUUUGACAUGAGUGAUGAGUCCUCUUUUGUUGCCCUCCAAGAUUGGGUUGCCAAAACUGAUAUUCAAAAGUUUGAAAUAUUACUAUGCAUAGGAAACAAGGCAGAUCUUGUGACUGGUCACUAUGCCCAUACAGAGUAUAGAAGAUGCAUGCAGAAAUGUGGAGAGUCCAGUAGUGAUCCCCACCCUGAGUAUGUAGAUUAUGGGAUUGAUGAGACUGAAGCUUGUAGCUUACUGGAGAAUGAAGAACCAUCUUUGGAAAUUAGAAAGUCUUGUCUAGACUGGUGCAUCGAACAUAAUAUAGAGUAUAUUGAAGCUUGUGCCUCAAAUGCUGACUUUGAUAAAUGUCUUUCAGUUGAUGGUGAUAUGCAAGGUGUAGAUCGAUUGUAUGGAGCUCUGUCUGCUCAUAUGUGGCCUGGAAUGAUCCUGAAAUCUGGAAACAAAAUAAUAAAUCCAUCCUUAGUUGAGAAAGAAGAGUCCACAGAUGAUGAAUCAGAGUAUGAGAUCGAAUAUGAGGCUUUGUCUCAUGGUUCUGAUGAAGAGUGGAGUGGCUAUAGUGAUGCCGUUGUGACGAGAACGCAUAAUGAAACAGCAGAUGGGAUCAAUCAAGACCCAAAACAUGAAAUGUCUAAUAUUCAUGAAGCAGAAGUUGAAACCUCAUCAUCGACUCCGGCUCCUGGCAUCCCUAGUGUUUUUCCUAAUACUUCUGCCUUAGAAAGAGGAAUUGUAAUACAUGAGCCUAGUGCAGAAAUCAACAUUAUCGAGAACAUAAGGGGCAAGCAAGAGGGAGAAAUAUCUGUAGAACAGAAACCAGGAUCAAAUUUUGAGGAGCAAGAAGAGCUCGGAUCUGAUGUAGUCAACAUCAACGAUUUGGAUGAAGAUGCACAUUAUGGUCUGGAUGAUCUAGAAAGGCUAAUGUUUGAGAUCGGUAACAUGCGAGACAACUUGAGGCUGAUGCCUGAUUUCCAAAGGAGAGAAAUGGCUGCAAACCUAGCUAUGAAAAUGGCUGCCAUGUUCGGAGAUGUCAGUGAUGAUGAAAAUGGGUUAUAAUGUUGUGAAAUGGUUAGGUUUUCCAAAUUCUCACACAAUCAAACGUAUCAUCUUGAAGAUGGUUAACGAUGCCAGUGCCGGGUUUAUCUACAUCAGCUGUUAUGUCAAGCCCAUCUUAUGUCCUAAGGGGUUUGAUUGUUUGUUGAUCCUUGGUUAAUGGCUUGUUAAUUGUCUUCAACGUUGGCUUUGUUUCUUUGAUAGUGGCGGUGUGAUAUGGUUUCCCUUGAUCCUCUCUUUCAUGUGUGUCUCCGGUAUUACACGUUUUUUAGUAGGGGAAUUGGCAACUUGAAUUGGAAUGUUUGUAUGUAGUAGUUGAUCCCAAAUAACUGAAACUUAUGUCAGCAAUAGUA